CAUUUUUUCCAUCGCGUACCAACACUCACCAAACGUUUGGACGUGGCUACUUUUUUUUCUACCCCACACAAAGUCCAAUACAAAGCCAAACAAGCCAAAACCCCCACUUCCUUUUGACUUUGGCUGGUUGUCUCGCUGGUUGUUUGCCGACUAUUUUGCGACUCUGAUCAACAUGGCUGGUCUUCCGAGCCUGCUCAAGGUGGCGCUGAAGCGAGCGCAGCCGGCAGUGCGAGCGGUGUGGACGUGUCUACGCCUCGUCCUGCAGCCGGCCGUCCUGCUCACCAUCGCGCUGGUCUUCACGUCGUGGCGGAUGUACGCCCAACUCAACGUGCGCUGCGGGUGGGACAAUGGCGGCUCGUGGUCGGCUGGCCUCGCGUACGGACCGUCGCCCCUCGAGCUACGUCUGUCGCCGCUGCCCGCCAUCGACUGCGCGCUGGUCUCGGACGAGCUGGUGACGUUCGUCGCAGAUCCGUUCCUGCUCAACUACCCGAAGGGAACGCACAACUGGUACAUGUUCUUUGAGGCCAAGCACGCCGAGUCCUGGCAUGGCGACAUUGGCAUGGCCACCAGCAGAGACAAUGGCGCUUCGUGGGCCUACUCGAACAUUGUGCUGAACGAGAACUUUCACCUGUCGUACCCGUUUACCAUUUCGGACGUGACCGUGCAAGGGACGCCGUCCGCCAAUCUGGCCGACCAGUACUUUAUGCCCGAAUCCGGCGCCAUCCAGGAAAUUCGUCUGUACGGUCCCGACCUGCAGCUGGAUCCCGCCAGGCAUCCGGCAGGAGUGUAUUCGUCGGAUACGCCCAAGCCAAUGACGCAGUGGGUGCAUGUGCACACCUUGAUGAGUGGAAAGCCAUUCCUCGACUCGAGCCUGAUUUGGCACGACGAUCGCUGGUGGCUGUGGACGGCUGUCAACAAGGAGCUCUUGCUCUACUACAGCGAGCCUGGUCCGACUGCUGCGCCUGGCUCCCAUCCAAACUCACUGCUCAGCGUUACUUGGCACCUCCACCCGAAAAGCCCGCUGCGCGACUCGUCCUGCUCGUGGUGGCGUCCGGGCGGCCGCCCCAUUGUCUAUCGCGACCAUGUGUAUCUCAUGGCACAAGACGACACCGUUACCUAUGGUGGAUCCGUCCGCAUUCUCCGCGUCACCGAGCUCAACACCACCAGCUACAAGGAAAAGUCCGUUCGCUCCAUUGUCCCCGCCGAUCUUGUCGCUGGGCGAUUCCCGUUCGACAAGGCCGGCAUUCUCGAUGAUGAUGAUUACGACGAUGACGACGAGCAGCAUGCUGGGACUGCCGACGUGAACAAGGGCAACGUCGCCACGAUUGGCCGCAUUCCCAUUCCUUCCCUCGACCAGUACAACUACAUUACGGAGGCUGGAGUGAAGCCGUUCGGGUGGGCGUCAAAGCGGCUCCAUCACAUUGAUGCGCAGGAGGUUUCGCCGGGAGUCUGGAUUGCAUCCGUGGACGGCGACAGUCAGGUGAACAAGGUGCUCAUGUUCAAGGCGAUUGCGAUCGGUCUCUUGGUCGUCGUCUGCGCGAUUUGUUACCACUACUCGCUCUUUGCGCGCAUUCCCGCUGCUCGGCAGGUUCGUCUAGCGAUGCUCGAGACGCGCCAGCGCGUGUCGAAUCUCUCGACAACCGUCAAGGUGAUUUUUGGGUUGGUGGCUUUUGCCCUUCUCGUGCGAUUCCUCGUUGCCGGGCGCAUGGACACGCGUGUUAUUGUGAGCAGGCCCGAUUCGCGGUUUGCACAUGGGUACAAUCCCGAUGCAGGCGUCUUGUUUGACGGCGUUGAGAAGGAUCUCGCGCCGUCGAACGGCAAAGUCAUCAAGAUGGCCGCCAACCUGGACGAGUGCCAAAUCACAAUGAUCACCAGCAUGUACGAUGUUGGCCGCGGCGAGUUUUCUGGCGAAACGCGUGGAUUUGCCACUUACCUCGAGUACUUUAAGCAAAUCCUCGAGCUCGACACUUGCAUGGUGGUGCACGUCGACCCUUCUGUCGUGGACUUUGUUCGCAAGCACCGCGCGGCGCGGGCUUCGCGCACUGUCAUUAUUGCCGAAGAGUGGCAGGAUUUGCUCUCCCGAUACCCGUACCGAACAAAGAUGCAAGCCAUCAUUGACGACAAGGAGUUCAUGUCGCGCGUCAAGCGGCCCGGUCGCCCUGAAAUGAAGCUUGUUGGGUACAAUAUCAUCAUGUUCAAAAAGGUGGAUUGGGUGUACGACGCCGCCCGCUCCGACUACUUCCGCUCUCGGCAGUUCUUCUGGAUGGACGGUGGGUAUGGUCACGGCAAAAUGAUGGGCUUCCUCAAAGACCGCGUGUGGCCAGACCCCAGCAAGGUCGAGGCACUUGUCAACGACCAGCAAACGUACAUUCUGCGUGUCAAGGACUUUACACGAGAAAUGUGCCAAUCAGAGCGCGAAAUGUUCACCAGGCAUGCCAAAACGGUUGCGGGCGGCUUUUUCGGUGGGUCGCGGCGAGCCAUCCGCGCGCUCUACCCCGUCUUCCACCAGGCCAUCCAGCGCUCCCUCACGGGUGGCUAUAUGGAUGACGACCAAGCGGUCUUCUUUGCCGCAUGGUGCGAUCAGCCCGAUCUCUUCACCUUUGAAGAGUGUCCAAGGAACUUCCUCUGCACGGGUCUGACCAUCAAGCCGUGCUGGGACAUGUGGAACUGUCCAGUGUAUUACUUUGCCCCGGAUGACUAAGCCCUUUAAGUUUUUUUUCGUUUUGAUCGACCGUGCCGGGAAGAUGAGCAAACAAACAGGUUUUUGCUUUUGUGCUUGUUGCUUUUGCCUGCCUUGCGCUUGUCGGUGUUUUCGUGGUAAUAUUAUUUUUGUGCGGUUUUGCUGUCUGUCUGAUCCGA
Molecule: messenger RNA, 2859 nt
Organism: Capsaspora owczarzaki ATCC 30864
Lineage: Eukaryota; Filasterea; Ministeriida; Capsasporidae
Exons: 1
Coding region: 173-2701 (842 amino acids)
Source: RefSeq, a predicted model, not a curated record